CAUUAAAACACAGCUAUAUUCAUUCGAAUGAUAACAUGAAAAAAUGUGAUGCGAGGACAACAGAUUUUCCAAUAGCUCACUACUUCUGCUCAAUUGCAACCUACUGGCGAAGAGCUUUGGCCAUAGAUAUGAAAAGGUAGAUAGCGCGUUUGUGAUUGGAUAUGUGCCUGCGCGGUCGCCAUGUUAGGGCGGUCAGCACUUGAAUCAUUCAUAGCGGACCGCGUGGAAAAAAUGCCGCAAGCGUGUGCAGCGUUCAGGUGUAGAAACAGACGAAGCCUUGAAAACAGGCAUCGCGGGAUAACUUUUCACAAGUUUCCCAAAGAUCCUGGAUUAAGGAAAGCUUGGGCGAUAGCUGUCCGACGGAAAGACUUUAAGCCCAAUGAUACCACAGUUCUCUGUAGCUGUCAUUUCAAGGCAGAUGAUUUUGACAGAACUGGGCAAAUUGUACGUCUGAGGGAAAGUGUGAUCCCUUCGGUUUUUGCUUCCUUUCCAGACCAUCUCAACAAGAAUGACUACAGCGGAGACAGAAUUGAUGAGGAACAGACGUGGGAGAAUGAGGCUUGUGAAGGUUUUGAGGAUGACGCUGAGAAUAACCUCACAAAAACUGAAGAGGAGAUAGACCCAAAAGACAGUAUUCCCAAAACGAAAGGCAACAGACCACCACCCUCCCCGCAGACAAAGUACAGGUGUGAUGUAUCACUGGGGCGGCUCACCAAGCGCUUCAUGGACCUCCUGUACAUGGCUCCAGAGGGUGUGCUGGACCUCAACGAGGCGGCCCGGCUGCUCGGAGCACGUAAGAGGCGGGUGUACGACGUCACCAACGUGCUGAGUGGCAUCCAGCUCAUCAAGAAACGGACCACCAACCAGAUCCAAUGGGUUGGUUCCAUUCCUACCAGUGAGCUGCCCAGCCAGUGGCUUUUGAAGCUGAGGGAGGAGCUGCUGAACCUGACAGCUGUGGAGGAAGCCCUGGACGAGCUCAUAAAAGACUGCGCUCACCAGCUCUUCUCCCUGACAGACCAGAAGGACGUCACUGACUCAGCCUAUGUGACACAUGAGGACAUCUGCAGGAUCAAGGCCUUCCAGGACCAGGUGAUCAUUGCGAUCAGAGCUCCUGAGGAAACCAAGCUGGAGGUCCCUGCUCCCAGGGAGGAUAGCAUACAGAUCCGCUUGAAAAGCUCAAAAGGCCCAGUCAAGGUGCUGCUGUGUGAGACAGAUGGGAUCGACGGGAGCCAGGGGGCAGUGGGGACCGAGUCGGGCCACUUCAUGUCUCUGGAAAACGGCAGGAUUCACGUGACAGCCCUCCAAACAGACUCCACCCAUUGAUCUGUGCAUGGCACCAAAGGGAGCUUCUCUUCUGCUGUAGGAAUCUCCGAACCCUACAGAUACCAAGUAACACUAAACAGCCUAUUUCAAUCUGGACUUCUCUUUGUCAAGGAACCCUCAUUCUUGGAGAAGUGGAUUACUGUUCUUUUGGAAAUUGAAAGACAACAAAUCAAUGGACCAGACCCCAUGGUUUACAUACUUGAGAUUUUAAGAAUGGUCAGAUGAUUGUACAAAGAUUUAUUUUUAUAUUUAUAAAUAUAUAUAUAUAUUCACAUAUAUAAAUGCGAAAAAUAAAACAUUGUGGUUUGCUUUACUGCAUUGCCGAAUGCCUUCGGUUUCCUUGUUCAAGUUGCCUGAUGGAAACUGGCAGCUGGAAUAUUUCGCAGAUCAAGGUGGUGGCCUGUCUGUUCCCUCCAGUUCAGUGUAGUUUAUCUGAUCAGGUACAGCCGUAAUCGUACAUAUGCAAGUUACCUCUCCACUUGCUGUAAGUAGUUGUGGAUUUGUAUCGAAACAACAAGUGAAAAAUCAUUUGAAACCACUAGUAUAAUUUACUGCAAAUUCUUAAUUCUGCUUUAUUUAUUUUAAUGUAACCCUAAAGGGCUGCUUGUUAGUUCUAAAUUUACCAUCGAAAUUUUAUGCCAAGGCCAGUGGGACCUAUAAAUGUUGAAUGAGCCAAUGUUGUUGUUUGUGUUUUGAAUGGAGUCUAAUGGUUUGCAUCAAGGGUAUGUGUCAUUGGUCUGGUGCACCGUGUGAAUUGGUUGAAUCCCAUAUUUACCAUGCCUGUAUAGCUCACCCUUACUUUAUCACCCACGCCAUUUAACAUUAAUAACUGUGAAUUUACAAUGUGAUUUGAUGCCCCUAUUUUGUUAUUCCCACUGUCAUUCAGGCCACCUGAUUUCCUUCUGUAAUGCUUUAUAAUAUGAGCUUCGGUGCUUUGUUUUUUCCCCACGCUUUAACAAAAAGUUUGACUUGUCUGCCAUGGCUGAUUGGGAGGCUGGAUUUUUUUGUUCCCAAAACACUGAAUAAAACUUAGAACCACAGACAAAA
Paramormyrops kingsleyae is the source of this 2370-nucleotide messenger RNA. Lineage: Eukaryota; Metazoa; Chordata; Actinopteri; Osteoglossiformes; Mormyridae. The record is from RefSeq and is a predicted model, not a curated record.